CGGACCGGGCGGCGCGGCGCGUGGCGUCACGCGCGGCGGCGAUGACGUGCCGGGGGCGCCGGGCGCGCGCGCGGCGGGGCUCGGCAUGAGGACUUUAUGGAGAUUUGGAUACUCUGCCAGACUACUGAAAACUAAUCAUUUUAGGACAGCUGCAUCAAAUACAUCAUUUCCAGCAGUUUGGAUGCUGUUGGCACAAUAUUCUGGCAGAAUACCUGGUCUCUUUGUAGUAGUAAAAAAAAACAGGUUUUCCACAAUGCCUGAAAGUGGGGAGGAUAAAACUGAUCUAGAGCUGUAUUCACCACGUCCCGAGGUGCGUGGGAUGACACGACUUGACAGAGGAGCCUUUAAAAGGACAGUUGUUGUUCCAGUUCUGAAAGUGAAGAAAGAAAUUGUAAAUACUUUGCUAAAGUCCCUAAAACGCACGGUGCUGCAGCGUCCUGGCCUGAAGCGAGUGGUUGAGGAUCCAGAAGAUGAGGCCCAUAGACUUGUUAUUUUGGAUCCUCAUAAAAUACCAGAAUUCUCAUUGGGAGAAUCGGAGCAAGAGGUAUUGAAACAGCUUGAUGUUUGCCCUGAGGUGUCCAAGUAUGAGUUGGAGCUGACUUAUGAGAACUUCAAGUCGGAGGAGAUCCUACGAGCAGUCCUUCCUGAAGGUCAAGAUGUCACCUCUGGAUUUAGCCGUGUUGGUCACAUAGCUCAUCUGAACCUUAGAGAUCAUCAGCUGCCCUACAGGCAUUUGAUUGGCCAGGUUAUAAUUGACAAGAAUCCAGGGAUCACCUGUGUAGUGAAUAAAACCAACAUUAUUGACAGCACAUACAGAAAUUUUCAAAUGGAAGUGCUUGCUGGAGAGAGCAACCUGGUCACCAAGGUCAAAGAAAAUAAUAUUGCAUAUGAAUUGGACUUCUCUAAAGUCUACUGGAACCCACGUCUUUCCACAGAACACGGCCGUAUCGUUGAGCUUCUAAAGCCUGGUGAUGUCCUCUUUGAUGUCUUUGCUGGGAUUGGACCUUUUGCUAUUCCAGCAGCAAAGAAAAAGUGCCACGUGUUUGCCAAUGAUCUCAAUCCUGAAUCCUACACCUGGCUCCUCCACAACUGCAAACUAAAUAAAGUAGAGAAGGAGGUAAAAGCCUUCAAUAUGGAUGGCAGGGACUUCCUCCUGGGGCCUGUAAGAGAAGAACUAAGUAAAAAGCUCCCACUUCUAAAAGAGGAGCAGAAGAUCUCUUUUCAUAUAGUCAUGAAUUUGCCAGCAUUGGCCAUUGAAUUUCUAGAUGUUUUCAGACACCUGUUGGUGGGGGAGCCGUGCAGCACUGCUGGCCUUCCCACCCUGCACUGCUAUGGCUUCUCCAAGCACGAGGACCCAGCCAAAGAUAUUCAAGAACGAGCUGAGGCUGCACUGGGAACCUCCUUGGAUGGACGCUGCUCUACCUACCUGGUGAGAAACGUUGCCCCCAACAAGGAGAUGCUCUGCAUCAGUUUCCAGGUUCCAGCUGAUGUGCUGUACAAGAGGCCCUGCCCUGAUGCAGCAAAACCAGCCUCUAAACGUCUGUGCACCAGCAAGGAUUUUUCUGAAGAAGAGUUACCCAGCUGAAGACUGGAGUUACCUUGUGAGUUACAAGAUACACCCAGGCAUACCUAGGUUACCUCUAGUUUCCCCUUUGAAUUAUUUGAAGCAAACCUCUGUGACCCAGCUCAGGUGCUGAGAUGCAUAAGGGACGUUGCAGCUUUCCUCUGUGAGCCUUGCUCCCUGCACUUACCUUUCCUUUUAACUGUGGGAUCAAUAAGCAGAUUGAAAUUGUUGUUGUUACCAAAAAAUAAACCUUUGGGUUUUUUUCUAAUAAA
Messenger RNA from Apus apus (common swift), 1836 nucleotides. RefSeq names its product tRNA methyltransferase 5 (gene TRMT5). Gene Ontology annotation, cellular component: cytoplasm; mitochondrial matrix. Bases 86 to 1585 code for a protein of 499 amino acids. Lineage: Eukaryota; Metazoa; Chordata; Aves; Apodiformes; Apodidae. The transcript has 5 exons. The record is from RefSeq and is a predicted model, not a curated record. Gene Ontology annotation, biological process: mitochondrial tRNA methylation; tRNA N1-guanine methylation.